This is a messenger RNA of Cajanus cajan (pigeon pea), 2507 nucleotides long. RefSeq lists its product as uncharacterized. Gene Ontology annotation, molecular function: protein binding. The record is from RefSeq and is a predicted model, not a curated record. Lineage: Eukaryota; Viridiplantae; Streptophyta; Magnoliopsida; Fabales; Fabaceae.
UCUGUCCUAUGUUGAAGUAUUAUAAUUUUUUCAUUGUAUAUACGAACAAAACAUAGUUAAGAAACACGAAGUACCACCUCUAUGAUUCCUUCUAAAUUAGCCACAAACCCCAUGGGCCUCUCUUGUCUCCCUUCAACACUCUUCUAACUUCCCAAUUGCAAUGACACAAUUGAACCACGAAACUGCAUUCUCCAAAGGGGCAUUCCCGUGAUUUCACAUGCUAAAGUCCAUUUUGGACCAGUUCUGUAGCAACUGCAAUCUAAGGAUAAGCAUAGAUCUUCAGAAACAGUGAACACACUGAAACAGCCCCCCCCCCCUCUCUCUCUCUCUCUCUCUCUCUCUCUGUUUAGAUAUCAUAAGAUCCUUUUUUUUUUACUUAAGAUUCUGAACUCUCGCCGGAAUAUUCCCCCGGGAAAUGGGGUUUCGGAGAAGCCACUGAGAACGAAAGCAAUGGGUGGUGAAGAAGAGUUCGCCGGAGCUUCGGGUCUCCGGCGAGCGGUGGAGCUCAUACGCGCGGUGCUAUCUCUGUCCCUCUCGAUUCGCGUCUUCGCCGGAAAAUGGCAGCUCAUUCGCGCCAAGCUGGAGGAGCUUCACGGCGGUUUUAUCGCCGCCGAGAGCUGCGACUCAGGCGAGAACACGUCGGUUUCGCGGCUGGCGGCGGCGGCGGCGACCACCGUGGAGGAGUGCCACGAUCUGUGCCGGCGCUGCGUGGACGUGUCCUACAGCGGGAAGCUUCUGAUGCAGAGCGAUUUGGACGUGGCGUUCGCGAAGCUCGAUGCGCACGCGAAGAGGCUCUCGGAGAUAUACAAAACGGGUAUUCUGACAAAUGGGUAUGCGCUCGUGGUGUCAAAACCGAGUCUUGGCGCUUCGAGAGAGGAUAUGAGGUUCUACGUGAGGGACUUAACGACGAGGAUGAAGAUUGGGGAUUUGGGUAUGAAACGACAAGCUUUGCGGAACAUUCUAGAAGUUGUGUUGGAGGAUGAGAAGUACGUGAAGGUGAUUGUGGAUGUGGGUGACGUGGUUCAUUUGUUAGUGGGGUUUUUGGGGUCUAGUGAGGUGGAGAUUCAGGAAGAGAGUGCUAAGGUGGUUUCUGUGGUUGCAGGGUUUGAUUCUUACAAAGGGGUUUUGGUCACUGCGGGGGUGAUUGCGCCGUUGGUUAAGGUUUUGGAUUGUGGGAGUGAGAUGGGGAAGGUUGCGUCCGCAACGUGUUUGAUGAAGUUGACUGAGAAUUCGGAUAAUGCUUGGUGCGUUUCGGCUCAUGGGGGGGUUAGUGUGUUGUUGAAGAUUUGUGGUGGUGCUGACUCUGGUGGUGAUUUGGUUGGGCCUGCUUGUGGGGUGUUGAGGAAUCUCGUUGGUGUUGAGGAGAUUAAGAGGUUCAUGGUUGAUGAGGGUGCUGUGGUGACGUUCAUUAGGCUUGUGAGGUCCAAGGAGGAAGCGAUUCAGGUGAAUUCGAUAGGGUUUCUUUUGAGUAUUUCCUCUGGGGAUGAGUUGGUUAGGCAGAUGGUGGUUAGAGAGGGUGGAGUCCGUGCCUUGUUGCGUGUUUUGGAUCCUAAGUGGUCUUAUUCUUGUAAAACCAGGGAGGUGGCAAUGAGGGCUGUUGAGGAUUUGUGUUUUUCCUCACCUAGUUCUGUGGCUGUUUUGAUGAGUUAUGGCUUUGUGGAUCAAUUGAUAUAUUAUGUUCGAAACGGCGAGGUUUCGAUCCAGGAGUUGGCCUUGAAGGUGGCUUAUAGGUUGUGUGGAACAUCCGAGGAGGCUAAGAAAGCAUUGGGGGAUGCAGGGUUCAUGCCAGAGUUUGUCAAGUUUCUUAAUGCAAAGUCAUUUGAAGUUCGAGAAAUGGCAGCUGAGGCACUCUCCGGCAUGGUUAUGGUUCCAAGAAACAGAAAGAGGUUUGUGCAGGAUGACCAUAAUAUAGCCCUUCUUCUGCAGUUGCUUGAUCCAGAGGAGGGGAAUUCAGGUAAUAAAAAGUUCUUAAUCUCUAUAUUAAUGUCCUUAACGAGUUGCAACAGUGGGAGGAAAAAGAUUGUUGGUUCCGGAUAUGCCAAGAACAUAGAAAAACUUGCGGAGGCUGAGGUUUCUUCUGAUGCCAAGAAACUCGCCAAGAAGCUAUCCACAAGCCGGUUCCGCAGUAUGUUGAGUGGAAUCUGGCACUCGUGAAUGUAAUUCUUUUUUUUCUUUUUUUUUUUCUCCUCAUCCUUUUUUAACUGUAUAUUUACAUAAGUGUCUUACAAGUUUUGCUAAUUUGUGUUCACAAUUCUCCAUAUGCUUUCUGUUUUAUUCAUUGGCCUUACAAGAGUAGCACAUGCACAGCUUUAUGUUGAGAUUGUAACCAGGUGUAGUGAUAUGAUACCAUAAAAGCUUUGUUGUAGAUUUUCUUGAGGAUACUCUACCAUUGCUGUUAGGCCUUUAGCUAUGGCGGAUUUUACCAAAGAAGUAAAGAAUUAUGUUAUAUUAUAUUAUAUAUAAAGAAGAAGAAUGUAAUUACUAGUUAAUUACAUAUAUUGUUCUUA